Messenger RNA from Laccaria bicolor S238N-H82, 1674 nucleotides. RefSeq lists its product as uncharacterized. The record is from RefSeq and is a predicted model, not a curated record. Bases 1 to 1674 code for a protein of 557 amino acids. The transcript is spliced from 6 exons. Lineage: Eukaryota; Fungi; Basidiomycota; Agaricomycetes; Agaricales; Hydnangiaceae.
AUGUCGAAAGCUCAUCCUUCAGACAAGAAAUCGCACGUAUGCCCGCCUUCCAAUGCUAUACAUCCCUCAGACCGUUGGGAAUCCUUGUUUGUUUACUCUUUCGUUUGUAAAUUCACCAGUCUACGAGGAAAGAUUGAAGGCUUGGAGACACCGAUGGAUUUCGAAACCGCGCUCUUGUCAAAGGAGCCCAAUCCCAUUCUCACCCAACUUCUUGGACAAUUCAUCCUGAAUUUGAAGCCGCAUACGCGUAACUUGAGUAGCACAGAUCAAAUCUCGUCUACUGUGGCGAGCGUCCUCUCUGAAUAUUUCAAAUCCUCGGAGAGAACAAUAUUUUGGGACGAGGAUCUAAGAGCCAACGUGGAUCCUUUUGAAGGAUUGGAUAGUGGUUUCUUUGCCACAGAUUGGGACUUCAAGGAAUGUUCAUUUGUUCUGGUGAAACCCGACGUAUUAGGCUUACAAUGUUCUGUUCAGCUCAAAAUCCUGCGCCAGCUUGUCGAGCUGCAGCUCUCUCAUUCCUCCGACAUCAAGGCCACUAUCGAUCGCGCAUGGGGUGUUGUGCAUAACAAACAUAAGAAGAAAGACGCGGCUACAGCGCCUCCAAGUCCAGAUGACCCCAAAAGUCAAGAACGACUCCAGCUCACUCCCAUCGGACAAGACUCUCACCGUAAACGUUUCUGGAUUGCAGAUGAUUCACCGCGUAUCUAUGUUUCGACGAAUCCAUGGAAAACUACAGCUACCUUCCAAACCAUUUCAUCCACUCGGGAAGAAUACGUGGCGGUUAUCGAAAACCUGAAGGCUACAGCACCCCCCGAGUUGAAGAAGAAACAAAAGAGGUCCAAGCUGGAGCAAGCCCAUCUUGCGUUGAUUGCGACCCUCGAAAACCGGAUUGAAACAAUUGACGCCGAGCUUGUGCGCGUCCAAAAAGUACAGAAGAAAUUGGAGCAGCGACGGCUGCUGCUCGCGCAAGCAGAGAUUCGGGAAACUCGAACGCGGCGAAAAACACAAAAGCCAGAUUACGUAUAUGAAAAUGAUUUUGACAGCGAGGAUGAUGCAGAUGAGUACAGAUACCAAGAGGAGGAAGUGAACGAUGAAGAAUUCGAUGAUGAGGAUUUCUUGAAUUUCCGUGAAGGUACACAUGGGACAAAAAGACGACGGAUUGUAUCCGACGGCCGACGACGUUCGACCCGCACCGCCGUGGUGAAUGGAAACGGGAAACGGGAAGGAUCUUCCGAUUCAUGGAGCUGGCGCGGCGAGCGACGCUCCUCACGGCUUGGCGCCCCUCUUGAUCAUCAAUUUGAUGUAGAACCUCCACAUAAACGCGCUCGUACGGAAGAAAGCACGACAAGCGCAACUUCUCUGGAAGUUCCCAUGACCAACGGCUCUACGUCUCACUUGAAAAUCAAGGUGUCUGGUGCUGCAGCUCUCAAGCCGACCGAAGUUGCUAUGGAAGAGAUCGCGGGAAAGAAACGGUCCAAAUUUUGGGUUUACGCCGUUGAGCCUAUACCUGGGGCGGCAGACCCUGCACCCCCCGAACCUGGAUCAACCAAUGGUGUAACGCCAGCAGGAAAUAAUGGCAAUGGACUGGACGUUAAGAGCCAUGAUUCAACAUCACCAGAAAUACAGGGAGACAGUAUGGACUACGAAAGAAGCCUUUCUCCGUUGAAUUCCGCUUGA